Halteromyces radiatus is the source of this 916-nucleotide messenger RNA. RefSeq lists its product as uncharacterized. The transcript has a single exon. Gene Ontology annotation, molecular function: protein binding. Lineage: Eukaryota; Fungi; Mucoromycota; Mucoromycetes; Mucorales; Cunninghamellaceae. Bases 58 to 816 code for a protein of 252 amino acids. The record is from RefSeq and is a predicted model, not a curated record.
UUUUCUUUUUCUUUUUUUUUUUUUUUUUUUUUGUUUUACAACUACUUUUUUUUUAAAAUGAGCGACGAAACGAAGCUAAUGCAACCUAUGCGAAGUACAUCAUUUAUGGAAAUAUAUUUGGAGCAUGUACUGGAAAAUGAAAAGGAAGAAAAGAAACAAGAUUUGACUGAAGAGAGAUCAACUAAGGAUCAACAAAAACCAGCACUGAGUCGAUUAGAACAACUCCCACCUGAUGUAUGGCGCAAUAUCUUGAUCAAUCUACCGCUCAGUCAGUACCCUGAAAUGGACAGGUUAUCGAAGCAUAUUCAAACAAUUGCUCGGUACUCUUCUUUGUAUUGGAUUCAUGUCGCAGAUCGAGGUCCUCCUUCCUUGAAUUCUAAAAGCAAGACUUUUUACGGCCAACUGAACCAAGUUCGAAAAAACUAUACCAAAGUGUUUCGACAAGCUUGUGAUUACUGUUAUGGCAACCACAAAUAUAAACCUCACAAAGUCGGAUGGAUGGCGGUUCUUCCUGUUCGUAUACCAAACUAUGCUCGUCGAGAAAUGUACCUCUGUGGACCUUGUCGACAAGCCCAUUAUGAAAAACACCCAGAAACGAUCCCGAUCGACGUGAAAAAAAGUAAAGCAACGCCAGCAAUGCUUCAGGACAAGUAUCCUUUCACCAAAAACCAACGCAAACAAUUAGGUAUCAAUGGUAUGACCGAACUUGAAAUUCUUUUAUGUGCAAGAAAAUUCUAUGGUGGCAACGUUGGUAUUCAAGCAGAACGACUACGACGACAAUAUAACGGAUCACUACCAGCCAAACAAGCAAAAUGAACAAAAGUUGAAUUUCUCCUUCACAGGUCAUUCGUUUUAGUUUAGUGUAUAUAUAAAUUUGUUUCAUUCAAAUAAAACUGUAUAAAUAUUAUUAUUAUUC